This is a messenger RNA of Gavia stellata (red-throated loon), 1916 nucleotides long. RefSeq names its product acireductone dioxygenase 1 (gene ADI1). The transcript has 4 exons. The record is from RefSeq and is a predicted model, not a curated record. Gene Ontology annotation, molecular function: acireductone dioxygenase [iron(II)-requiring] activity. Bases 1 to 543 code for a protein of 180 amino acids. Lineage: Eukaryota; Metazoa; Chordata; Aves; Gaviiformes; Gaviidae.
AUGGUGGAGGCCUGGUACAUGGACGAGUCCCCGGAGGACCAGCGGGCGCCCCACCGCCUGCGGCCCAACCGCGCCGUCAGCCUGGAGCAGCUGCGCCGCCUCGGCGUCGCCUACCGCAAAUUGGAUGCUGAUAACUAUGAGACUGAUCCAUGUCUGAAAGAGAUUCGGAGAGCAGAAAAUUAUUCUUGGAUGGACAUAGUAACCAUACAUAAAGACAAGCUUCCAAAUUAUGAGGAAAAGAUAAAAACAUUUUAUGAAGAACAUUUACACCUAGACGAUGAAAUUCGCUACAUCUUAGAUGGAUCUGGCUAUUUUGAUGUUCGAGACAAGGAUGACAAAUGGAUCCGGAUUUCCAUGGAAAAAGGAGACAUGAUAACCCUCCCUGCCGGCAUAUAUCACCGAUUUACACUGGAUGAGAACAAUUAUGUGAAGGCAAUGAGGCUAUUUGUUGGAGAACCCGUCUGGACAGCAUACAACAGGCCGGCUGAUGAUUUUCCGGCUCGGAAACAGUAUAUGAAGUUUUUGGGUGAAGAAGCACAGUAAUGGUGUCUGAGACCUGACAGGUGGAACAGCCUGAAGCCCUGUCAGAAUAAAUGUGACUGGUGGCUUUUCACUGAUUAGACUUCUUCUAUUUACAUAUACAAUUGGAAUCACAGAAUCAUAGAAAAAGUUAGGUUGAAAGGUCAUUUUGAGGUCAUCUAGUCCAACCCCCUGCAAAGUACCAGGCUGACUUUAAAGCUAGACCAAGUUGCUCAAGACCUUGAGGUUUGGAAACCUCCAAUGGUGGAGGUUCCGCAGCCUGUCUGGGCACCCGUUCCAGCACUUAGCUGCUCUCAUGGGCAAGCAUUUGUUCUUCAUGGCCAACUCCCUGGUUGCAGCUUGCAAUUGUUGUCUCUUGCCCUUUCAUUGAAUGCCUGAGAAGAGUCUGGCUCUGUCUUCUCCGCAUUCCCUUCUCUAGUGGGAAACUGUAGUUAGGUUUCCUCUCAGCCUUCUCUUCUCCAGGCUAGACAAACCAGUGUCCUUAGCUGGGCUCUUUUCUGUUAAGGAAGAUGUUCAACACAUUUUGCCCUAGUUUUGACUACUGAGGAAUGUCACUUGUGACCACCUGACAGUUAGACUUGAACCACUGACUGUUUUAGCCCAAUGGUCCAGAAGUUUUUCACCCACCUUGUAGUUCAUAUCCUCAGUCCAGCUACAAGGCUACUACUGUGGGAUACGCUGUUGAAAGCCUUCCUGUGGUCAAGGUGAAUGACAUCUGCUGUUUCCUCUCCACCACAGGGCCAGUCAUUGCCUUUUGGAUGAUCAGGAUGACUGGUCAGGAUGGUCAGGCAGAAUGCACCCUUGGUAAAUUGGCAUUGACGGCUUGCUCCCCAUCACCUGGUAUGUCAUGUGCCUGGAACGGCUUCCAUAACAACUUAUUCUGUAAUUUUUCUGGGGACUGAAGUGAGGCUGACCACCCUGCAGUUCCCCAGAUCUUUCUCGCCUUUUUGAAGGUGGCAGUAUCAUUUGCCUUUUUCCGGUCAAAAAGGUUUUCCUGAUCUCUUUGACCUUUCAGAGAUGCCUGCAGCCUUGCAGUGACAUUAGCUAGUUGCAUUUACAGUUGCUCAGGAAUCCAUUUUCUAACCUCUUUUUCCUUGAUAUUUCUGGCAGGUAGAAUUGGGAGAGGUGGGCUACAUUAAUAUUCAUUCUGCUCUGAAUCCAUGCUAAUGAACUAUGUAGGAUUCUGUUUUUAAUUAAAGAAAAUAAACCCUGCUUCAUUCUUGUCUAAAAAUGUUCCUAAGAUAAAUUUGCAUAAUCGGCAUUUUAGUAUGCAGCUUCCCAAGUUUUGCCCUGGUACAUAAAGCUGUGGUUUUCUCUCAGUAAAAUGUAGCAAUUGGUCUUGUGAGUUAUUAAUAAAAUUACUUUAAGAAGUUGGG